Molecule: messenger RNA, 1474 nt
Organism: Manis pentadactyla (Chinese pangolin)
Lineage: Eukaryota; Metazoa; Chordata; Mammalia; Pholidota; Manidae
Gene: ETNK2
Product: ethanolamine kinase 2
Biological process (GO): phosphatidylethanolamine biosynthetic process
Cellular component (GO): cytoplasm
Molecular function (GO): ethanolamine kinase activity
Source: RefSeq, a predicted model, not a curated record
CGCGGCCGGCCGCGGCGUUCCCGGGGCGGCUUGGGCGCGGGGCGGCGAGGCGGCGAGGCGGCGAGCGACGCGGGCUCCUGAGUCAUGGCCCUCCCCCGGCCCCUCCUCUCCCGCGCCCGCGCCGCGCCCCCCCGCAGGGGCUAGCGCUCCGCGGCUCCGGGGGGGCGGGGCUGCCGGGAUGGCUGGGCCCCCGUCGGCUCCUCCGCCGGGCUCGCCCUUGUACCUGCGGAGGCAGGCGCCCUGCCCGCAGUGCUCAUGGGGCAUGGAGGAGAAGGCGGCGGCCAGCGCGGGCUGCCCGGAGCCGCCGGGUCCCCCGAGGGCUGCCGCCGUCCCGUGCUUCGGCGUAUCCGUGGACCAGGACGACAUCCUCCCGGGCGCCCUGCGCCUCAUCCAGGAGCUGCGGCCGCACUGGAAGCCCGAGCAAGUUCGGACCAAGCGCUUCACCGAUGGCAUCACCAACAAGCUGGUGGCCUGCUAUGUGGAGGAAGACAUGCAGGACUGCGUGCUGGUACGGGUGUACGGGGAGCGGACGGAGCUGCUGGUGGACCGGGAGAACGAGGUCAGGAACUUCCAGCUGCUGCGAGCACAUGGCUGCGCCCCCCAACUCUACUGCACCUUCCUGAACGGGCUGUGCUACGAGUACAUGCGGGGCGUGGCCCUGGGACCUGAGCACAUCCGCGAGCCCCGGCUCUUCAGGCUAAUCGCCUUAGAAAUGGCAAAGAUUCACACCAUCCACGCCAACGGCAGCCUGCCCAGGCCCACCCUCUGGCACAAGAUGCACAGUUAUUUCACCCUUGUGAAGAGUGAGAUCAACCCCAGCCUGACUGCAGAUGUCCCGAAGGUAGAGGUGUUGGAGCGGGAGCUGGUCUGGCUGAAGGAGCACCUGUCCCAGCUGGACUCCCCUGUGGUCUUUUGUCACAACGACCUGCUCUGCAAGAAUAUCAUCUAUGACAGCACCAAAGGCCACGUGCGCUUCAUUGACUAUGAAUAUGCUGGCUACAACUACCAAGCUUUUGACAUCGGCAACCAUUUCAAUGAAUUUGCAGGUGUGAGUGAGGUGGACUACAGCCGGUACCCCGCGCGGGAGACCCAGCUGCAGUGGCUGCACUACUACCUGCGGGCCCAGAAGGGCAUGGCCGCGAGCCCCGGGGAGGUGGAGCGGCUCUACGUGCAAGUCAACAAGUUUGCGCUGGCGUCUCACUUCAUCUGGGCACUCUGGGCCCUCAUCCAGAACCAGUUCUCCACCAUCAACUUCGAUUUCCUCAGGUACGCAGUGAUCCGAUUCAACCAGUACUUCAAGGUGAAGCCUCAAGUGUCAGCCUUGGAAAUGCCAAAGUGACCGACGUCCCCAUCCCUCCCUUACCUAGCUGCCUGGCCAGAGCUGUUCAACAGGGCCUUGGUCUGCUCAGGGGUCCACACCCUUGGACAAGGUGGGAGAGGGACAGGUGGAUGUCCAGGGAGAAGACUCUGCCCC